Molecule: messenger RNA, 1671 nt
Organism: Didymosphaeria variabile
Lineage: Eukaryota; Fungi; Ascomycota; Dothideomycetes; Pleosporales; Didymosphaeriaceae
Exons: 3
Coding region: 1-1671 (556 amino acids)
Biological process (GO): basic amino acid transport; transmembrane transport
Cellular component (GO): fungal-type vacuole membrane
Molecular function (GO): basic amino acid transmembrane transporter activity
Source: RefSeq, a predicted model, not a curated record
AUGUCCGUUAGAGAUACUCCGGAGGAGCGAGCACCGCUGCUGCGCGAUGGGGAUACGCCAGCAAGCCCAGACGGAAGCCGCGUAGGAGAGGAUAAGGCACCGGUUUUCUCCAGACUGCGUGGAGUGGUGGUAUGUACAUCAAUCGGACUGUUGAUAUUCUUGCAAGGCGCCAACAUCUCCAUCCUCACAACAACUCAGUCGGCCAUAGCAGCGGACCUAGAUUCUUUUGAGGAGGCAACAUGGUUCACCUCGUCGUACCUCAUCGCCAUGUCCGCUCUUGCUCCACUCAUGGGACGCCUCUCCCAGCUCUUCAGCCCGCGGCUGUGCAUGUUCUUCUCCACGGUGCUCAUAUGCUUUGGCUCUUUGAUUACUUCGCUUGCAAACUCGCUAAAGUGGUUCCUGGUCGGACGUUCAUUAACCGGUGCUGGUGGAGCUGGCAUCCUCAUCGUAGCAACAAUCCUUAUCAUCCAGAUGGUCAGCUCCAAGCGUCGUGGGCUGUUCAUUGGGAUGGCGAACACCGGUAUGACCGUAGGCCUUUCCCUUGGAGCAGUCAUUGCUGGUGCCGCGGAGCCCAAGAUUGGAUGGAAACCCCUCUUCGGCAUCCAAGCUCCUCUUAGCAUCCUAGCAGGUUUCGGCAUCCUUUUCGGUAUCCCGUCUGGGUACAAAGCAAACAACAGUGAUCUUGAGCACCGAUCCCUUAGUCAGAAGCUUGCCCGAAUCGACUACUCGGGAGCGCUGCUGCUCAUCGCUACCAUCAUCCUCUUCCUCCUUGGUCUGUCUGGCCCUCGAAUCCUGGCAACUCCUCUUAUCCUUUCGGCCUGCGUGUUCCCUGUCUUUGUCUUGAACGAAACAUACAUUGCCAAGGAUCCGGUCAUUCCCAUCAAAGUCCUUCGGUCUCGGGGCACGCUCCUUAUCUGCCUUGCCACUGUAGGCGUCAUGAUGGCACGUUGGGUUGUCCUGUUCUACACGCCAGUGUAUGCUAUUGCGGUCCGUGGCUGGCCGGGCGCAAUUGCUGGAACCAUCCUGAUUCCCACGAAUGCAGGCUUCGCGACCGGAGGCUUACUAGCUGGGAUCUUCCAUAUCCGCCGAGAGGGGAGCUUCUACAUCCACACUCUUGUAGCCAACAUGCUGUUCCCGGCCACUUUUAUCGUUCUGGCCUUCAUCUCCACGCCACACAGCUCCCCCGCUCUGUAUGUCCUGAUGGUAUUCUGCAAUGGGGCUCUUGCUGGUGCAGGCUUGAACUAUACGCUCGUCCAUCUGCUCCAUCUGACCCUGCCGGAGGUCCAUCCCAUUGUCCUCUCGCUGCUUGCGACGUUUCGCGGCUUUUCCGGCAGCUUCGGAUCUGCGAUCGGAGGUGGUAUCUUCGAGCGCGUCCUUCAGAAGUCCCUCACAGAGGGUUUCUCGAGGGCGGGUAUCGAGGACAGGACUGGCUUGAUUCGAAGGCUUCUGGGUAGCCCGGCGCUCGUGGGGACUCUGGAGGGACAGAGGAAGGAGAUAGCGGUAAAUGCGUAUCGCGAGGGCAUCAAAACGCUCUUCAUGUGCGGAACAGGGCUAGCUAUCGUCAUGACGAUCGUGCAAGCGGGGAGCGGUUGGAAGGCUCCGCCGAAGAGCGUCGCGGCGAGUGACGAAGAAGGCGUUGAGGGCGAGGAGGCAUUGGCGGAAGGAGCAUGA